Messenger RNA from Mytilus californianus (California mussel), 6381 nucleotides. RefSeq lists its product as uncharacterized. Lineage: Eukaryota; Metazoa; Mollusca; Bivalvia; Mytilida; Mytilidae. Gene Ontology annotation, cellular component: ribonucleoprotein complex; nucleoplasm. Gene Ontology annotation, biological process: regulation of RNA splicing. The record is from RefSeq and is a predicted model, not a curated record. Bases 9 to 5477 code for a protein of 1822 amino acids. Gene Ontology annotation, molecular function: RNA binding. The transcript is spliced from 2 exons.
AAUUCAAGAUGUCAGUUAUUAUUCGUCUCCAGAAUUUACCAUGGUCAGCAAGUGCUAUGGAUAUACGCCAGUUCUUCAAGGGCCUCAACAUACCCCCAGGAGGUGUUCACAUCAUAGGAGGAGAAAAAGGUGAUGCUUUUAUUGCUUUUGUUAGUGAUGAGGAUGCAAGGAAGGCAAUGAUGAUGAAUAAUGGCUAUAUUGAUACAAAUUCAGUGCAGCUGUUUCUCAGUAGUAAAUCAGAAAUGCAGAAUGUUAUUGGUGAGGCUAGGAAUCAAAGUGCUCCAGCAUCAAUUGAGCAAACAACACCACCACAAACACAUCAAACUCCACCGCAGCCAUAUAUGGCUUCAGAAUAUGCUAAGCCAGCAGACAAACAAGUUUAUCCACCACAAGACAGACAGGCUCCAGAAUUGGAAAGGGGUUAUAAUAGACCAAGCCAAUUGCACACACAGAAUGUUAUGCCUGUAGGACCACAUUUUGACAGACCAGAUCAACAACAGGGGCAUUAUGAUGAUCAGUUAGGAAGAUACCCAGACAGAACAGCAGCUUCUCAAAAUGUUCAAGAACAGCUUUCAUACAAUAGAGAAAGCCAACCAACGGAGAGGUAUGGUCAGCCUUUAGAUAGAAGAUAUCCAACUGGAGAUACUCCAAAAGAUUCAUAUAUUAACUCUCACCCAACACACAAUGGUGAUUAUGACCGUAACAGUUCCCAUUCACAAGAAUCAGCUGCAGAUGUAGCCAGGUAUGGGCAACAGCCUGACAGAUAUGCAAAAGAUAGAUUUCCAGACAGAUAUCCACCACAGAGCAGAGAUGGCUAUCAAGAGAGAUAUCCUCCAGCAUCUAGAGAGGGAUUUCCUGAUAGGUUUCAACCAAGAUCAGAUCGUGGUUCAUCUGUUGAGAGUAGAACAAGCUAUCCAACACCCACUGAAUUGGAUGAGAAUAGUCGAUCAAGUUCCAGAGGCCAAGAUGUCAUUUCCCCAAGACUGCAAGAAAGAAAAGGUGAUACAGAAAAAGUUCCACUAUAUCCUCCAUAUCCUCAACAGCAGGCAUGGGAAACACUAAGGCAGGACCCACAGUCAAAGCCUACAUUAGAACCCGGACCACCUGGGAGCUUUCAGAAUGAUCCUCGGAGACCAUGGGAUCCAUUCCAGGUUCCAACUUCAAGACAAGAGGGUAGCACAGAUGUGUAUCCUCCAGACCCAAAUAGAUUCAUAACACCAAGUGGACAAACUCAACUUCCAAUUAGUGGAACAGAAAGAGACAGAAGCUAUGAUAGAAGACCUGGUUAUGAGGACAUUAGGGAAACACUUCCAUCACAUGAGAGAAAUCUACAGCUUAGUGAAAGAACUCCCCCUGGUUUGGACAGACAUCAUUAUAAUCGUGACAAUGAUCCUCGUGAUCAAUAUGGGUAUAGAGGAGAUGGUUCUCAGAGAAGAUAUGGACUAGGACCUUCAUCAAAUUGGAAUCAGGGAAUAGAUCAUCGUUCUUCCCCAGCGCAAAGACCACCUUCUGGUUUAUUAGAAACACCAGAUCCGAAUAAAAAAAUAUCAGAAAUAAAUCAGUAUGAGGACAGUGAUAGCAGAAUGCAUAUUGGAAAAGUCGAAGACAAAUUAGAUGACAAAGGAAAUGUUGAUGAGAAUGAGCCUCCACCUUUUUGGAAUCCAGAAUUUGAUAAAAAAGUUAAUCCAGACUUUAAUCACCCACCUCCAAAUUUUAAUAUCCCUUCAUCCAUCGGAAAUGAAAAUAGAAGACCUCCAUAUGGUGCCUCAAGAGAUGGUUUCAGCCAACCAGACAAGGAAGUAUAUGGGUACCCACUCAGACCACCCCCUGCUGAUACACAUGAAAGGCCACCAGCUGUAGAUGCAUAUGAAAGACCAACACCUAGAGAUACAAAUGAAAGACUUCCACCUAGAGAUGAUCAUGAAAGACUUCCACCAAGAGAUGCUUAUGAUGCACAUGAAAGACCAUCACCAAGAGAUGCACAUGAAAGAAUACCACCAAGGGAUGCAUAUGAAAGGCCACCUCCAAGAGAUCAAUAUGAAAGGCCACCUCCUAGAGAUCAAUAUGAAAGGCCACCUCCAAGAGAUCAAUAUGAAAGGCCACCUCCAUCUGGUCCAUUUGACCGACCAGCUCCAUCAGGGCCAUAUGAAAGACCAGCUCCAUCAGGGACAUUUGAAAGACCAACUCCAUCUGGAACAUUUGAUAGACCAAUUCCAUCUAGCCAAUAUGACAGGCCGCCACUUGGGUUUCCAGAUAGACCUCCAUAUGGAGAAAGACCACCACCUUUUAGGGAUGGACUACCACAUUAUGACAAUAAGCCUCCACUUAUUGAGAGACAGUAUGAUCAUCCAUCUUAUGGAGUUGAUGGAAGACCUUCAUUAGAUGAACACUAUCUUAGAAAAGGACCAUUUAGUUAUAAUGACAAAAAUCAACCAGCAUAUGACCAGAAAACUGGAAGACCAUCCGUGCCGUUUGAUGCAAAGCCCUCUACUGAUACAAGUGGUGGUUCUCCAAUGGAUAUAGUGGAUGAUCAAGAAGAGUAUAAAAGUGAGGAUUACCCACAACCUAGAGGUUUCCAGAAUCAACCUUUUAGAGCUCCAUUUCCAAACCAGCCAAGUUUUGACCCAAGAUUUCCCAAUAGACCUCCACCUGCCAGGCUACCAGAUAUCAGACAACCACCUCCAAGACUUGGAGCUCCAGGUUUUUCACAGCCACCAUUUAACAGACCUUUAAGAAUAAAUGAAAGCAUUCCAGUAAGUGCAAAUCAGCCAAGACCUAAUACCCCAUUUACAUCUAUAGGAACACCAGGAAAUACUGUUCAGCCACUUAUACCAGGACUCAUAGGUGGCUCAGAUCAACGUCAGAAUCAACCUAUACAAAGGCCACUGCUGGAUGAUUCAAAAAACAAGUCUGACGAUCUGAUUGACAAUAGAAAUAGACCUCAAGACACUGACAAGAGAGGAGAGGAGAAUAAAAUCCCAUCAAGACUGAAUGAUAGGCCAUCAGAUGUAGAUUCCAGAAAUCAAAGAAGUGCAGGAAGAGAGGCAAAACAAGAUGUUGAUACUAGACAACGCCGCGAUGAAGAUACGAAAAGAGAUGAAGACAGAAGAGAUAGAGAUAGGGAAAGAGAUCGUGAUCGCAGGCGUGACAUAGAUCGUUACAGUAGAGACGAUAGAAGCAGAUCAGAAGUUGAUAGAAGACGUUCUGAUUAUGAUAGGAGAGAUGAUCGUCUUAGAGACAGAAGUAGGGAUUAUGACAGAUCAAGAGAUUAUGAUAGGUCUAGAGAUUAUGAUAGAUCUAGAACAGAACGAGAUAGGGAUAGAGAUAGUAGAUAUGAUGGUAGAUACAGGGAUGAUAGGGACAGUCGCAGAUCACCACGAGAUAGUCGAGACAAAAAAGUGGAUGAGUUUGGAAGAGAAAAACGUUUUGACGAAAGAGAUGUAAAAAGAGAAAAUGAAUCCAGAACAACACCAAGCAAAACAAGUCAGCAACUGAAAUCAGAUAUAGGCACUGCACCUAAACAGACAUCUGUUUCUCAAAGUAGUGUAAGCAAGUCUUCAAUUCCACCAACAACUGUGCCUUUGCAAUCUAUUCCUGUACCAUCAAAGCAUCCAAACACACAAAGUACUUCACCAAGUUUUAAAACAUCAUCAUUUUCAAAUUUACCUGUGUCGAAAGAUGCUGUUAUAGAUAACAGAUCUGUUUCUAAUACACCAGUUUCAUUUAGUAUAGCUAAAAGUCCUGCAUCAGCUGCAAGUAGUACAACGUUACAAAGCUUACCAAAAAAUAGUCCUUCAACAGUGACUGGGCCUAAACCACCUCUGAGUACAUCUAUAUCUAGCCCAAGAUCUCUAAUGAGUACAAACAUUACCAGCGUGAGACAAAAUAUUACUAGGUUUGACCCUUCAACUCAGCCAGGUAUAUUAGGAGCAGCCCCUCCAGGUGUAAGACCUGUAAGACCAAUACAGAAGGCACCAAUAAUGUCUAGAAAAGCUUCAAACGAUUGGGAGCAACGUCCAAAAGUCCCUUUAUUGCCUGAUACGUCAAGACCCCAACCUGCAGGUCCACCAGCUUUUACUGAUGCACCAAAACCUUCAUCGAAAUUCACUGAUACAUCAAGAUCUCCGCUGUCAGGUCCUCCACUAAAAAGUUCACCACCAGCCAAGAUUGAUGCAGCAGAUCCAAAAGGAUUAAAACGACAAUACAGAAAAACAAUGCCUUCUCUAUCAAUAGUAGUGAAGAAUUUGCCUACUAAUGCUGGAUAUAGGGAUGUUAGAAAGUUCUUUCAGGGAUGUGAAAUUCCUUGGGAUGGAUUGAAAAUGAUAAAUGAUGGGGAAGGAAAGAGAAUUGGGGUUGCUUACAUAAACUUUUGCAGUUCACAGGCAUAUUUUGAAGCUAUAGAGAGAAAUAAAAAACAAUUAAAUGACAAUGUUAUUGAAGUUAAAUCUUGCCCUCAAGAAGAAUAUGAUAAACAAGUAGAUUCAUUCAUGCCCUCAAAGGAUAAUGAAGCUAAGAAAAUGAAGAUAGAGGAACCAUCUAAAACAUCCCCUGCUAAAACAAUUCCUAAAGAGAAUAUAGUUCAGGUUAAAGGCUGGGCAACUUCAGUGAAUAAAGAAGAGCUUCAAAAAUUCUUUAAGGAUCUGAAAAUUGCAGAAAAUGGCAGUGCAAUAUAUAUUGAACAUGAUCAGCAAAGACGACCAACUGGUAUGUCAAUGGUGAAAUUUGAUAAUGAAUUGGACUUUGAUAAAGCUUUAUCAUUAGACUUGAAACAGUUAGCAGGAAAGACUGUUCACAUUAAAUCAGUGUCUCAGAAGGACUUGGAUAAUUUAAAAGAAGAACUAGGAAAAAUUGGUACUCAAUUGAUCCCUUCUGGUAAUAAAGAUGUGAAAGCAGCUGGAGAUGCACUAAAAUCUGACUAUACAUGUGUUCAUUUGAAAGGACUACCGUCAUAUGUUGCAUUGCAAGAUUUGCAGUUCAGCUUCUUUUCUGGUCUAGAAGUAGGCAAUCGAGGUAUUCAUCUUGUGCUAGAUUCAAAUGGAAAAUCUUUAGGAGAGGCUUUUGCAGAAUUUAUUAAUGAGUCAGUUUGUGCUAGGGCAUUGCUAAAAGAUAAUGAAGUUUUUAUGAGAAAGGCAGUGACUGUGAAACCUAUUCAAAGGAGUGAAAUGAUAGACAUGUUAAGAAUGAUAAAGCAACCAGCAGGUCGUGCAAAUACUGGUCCACAGUUUGGACGUAGAAGUACAUACUAUGUGAAAACAGAGAACUGGCCUUUUACCAUUUCAAUUCGAGAAGUGCUAAACUUUUUUCAAGGCUUUAACCCUAUCCAGGAAACUGUUCGGGUACAAAUUGGUAAUGACAUGCAAGGUUCAGCAGCAAUGGUAGGGUUUAGGAGCCAAGAUGAUGCUGAGAGGGCUGUCAACAGUUUAAACAACCAGUACUACAGACAGAGACAAAUCAGGAUGGAGCCAGCACAUAUGUAAUAAGGAUGCAAAAGAAAAUGACGUCAUAGAUGGAAGCAGAAGUAAAUGACGUGAUAGGUGGAUGCAGGACGAACUAGGGACUAAACACUGGACUUGGAAGCUGACUAUAUAUAAUAUCUGAAGUAUAUCUAGCAAAAUCCCGAAACUUUAAUUGUUUUAUAACUUGAUUUAUGUCUAGUCUUGUGGUAUGAAUUGUUUAAUAUUGUGGAAAUCAUCGGGACAGAAUUAUAAUUAUGUAAAUACACAUUUUAAUGGUAGACAUUAAUCACGAGAACUCUUCAUUCUAUGGAAGACAUUGUUAAGAACUCUACAUUGUAUAUUAGUCAUUGCUUUUUACCAUUGAGUGCUCUGUGGAACAGUAAUGAGAAAACCAAAGGUUGCUUGCAUCGUGCAGUGGCAUCGUCUAUACAUUUUGUAACACUUAUAUACGAAAAUACAGUAUAUUGUAUGAAAUUCAAAUUAUAAAUGGUACCUAACUUAGUUAAAUAUUCGAAAUUGAAAUAACUUUUGGGAAGAUUUUUAGGAAGACGAAAAAAGUAUUAGGAUUCAUGCAGAAGUAUGUAAAUUUGCGGCACAUACAAUGCACAGUUUGGGUACUCGAUCGAAGAUUCCUCAGAAAAUUAAUGAUAACACUCUAAAGAAAGUUUGAAAAAAAACAAAUUUCAUAACUGUAUUCUACAUAACGACAUUAUUAUAAGUUAAACGUUAAUUUUGUAUUCAUUAAGAGAUUUCGUUACGACAAUUUGCGCUAGCGACUCCAUGCAUAGAAGCACUAAUACAGCGGACCUGGUUAUCUUUUUGCUUCCAGUAGAUUACUUUUGUUUUAAUAUUUCUUUUCAUUGAUAUCAUCUUUGUUAAUUGUAAGUAACCAUGUGGAAAGACAAAAAUACAAAGUACAAUCGUU